Chenopodium quinoa (quinoa) is the source of this 470-nucleotide messenger RNA. RefSeq lists its product as uncharacterized. The record is from RefSeq and is a predicted model, not a curated record. The coding region runs from base 156 to 470 and encodes 104 amino acids. NCBI's taxonomy places the organism in Eukaryota, Viridiplantae, Streptophyta, Magnoliopsida, Caryophyllales, Amaranthaceae. The transcript has 2 exons.
UGGAUACCGAGGAACCGGAAGGGGUCGAGCGACCUAGGGGUCGACAACCACGGCGGAACAAGAGUGCGUUUGAGUACAUUCGCGGUCGUGGCCGUGGCCGUGGCCGUGGUCGUACAUCCUCAUCAAGUGGCAGCCAAUCAUCGUCGUCGGUGAAUAUGCCCGGCACCGGGAGAAUGGACAUUGAACAUUUUCCAUAUAAGGACAGGAUCCCUAAUAUCAUGAUGCCAUUCUUGGACGGGUGGAAUGAUGUCAUUGCAGAUGGUAACUGCGGAUUUCGGGUUGUGGCGGAUGUGUUUCAAAUGGGUGAAGACAACUACGGUUUAGUGCGGCAGUUGAUGUACAGUGAAAUCGCAUCAAACCGAGAUGUGUAUGGCCAUGUGUACGGCGAGGACUUGGAUAGGUCUCUGACUAGGAGACUUCAAACAUUGUCACCCGAUUUUCCGGUCCCAAAUAUCAUACCGAAGUGGUAA